UUAUUUUGAAUGAGUGAGACGGAAGUCCCGUCCUUCAGCUAAAGCUAAUGCUCCGCCGCUUCCGCGCUGUUUUCCUCCUUCAAACUGCAGUAAAGUGAAGGCCAGGUGAGUCGGGAUGGCGGAGGAACAUUACCUGGAGUUGAGCGAGAACCCGGUCCAGUUUGAGCAUGCGUCAAGCGUCAACAACGUCUUCUUCGAUGAAGCUAACAAACAGGUGUUUGCGGUGCGUUCAGGUGGAGCCACAGGUGUGGUGGUGAAAGGGCCUGAUGACAAAAGCAGCGUUGCCUUCAGGAUGGAUGAUAAAGGGGAGGUGAAGUGCAUCAAGUUCUCCAUCGGGAACAAGAUCCUGGCGGUCCAGCGGACCUCCAAGUCUGUGGACUUCAUCAACUUCAUCCCCGACUAUCCGCACACAGAGUUCACCCAGGAGUGUAAGACGAAGAACGCCAGCGUUCUAGGGUUCUGCUGGACCAGCUGGAACGAGAUCGUCUUCAUAACGGACCAGGGCAUAGAGUUCUACCAGGUGUUCCCAGACAAGCGCAGCCUGAAGCUGCUGAAGAGUCAGAGCAUCAACGUGAACUGGUACCAGUACUGUCCGGAAACGGCCGUGAUCCUGCUGUCCACCACGGUGCAGGGCAACGUCCUGCAGCCGUUCGCCUUCCGGAACGGAACCAUGACCAAGAUGACCAAGUUCGAGAUCGAGCUGCCGGUCGUCCCCAAACCGGCCAAGCUGACGCUGUCCGAGAGGGACAUCGCCAUGGCAACCAUCUACGGCCAGGUGUACGUCAUGUACCUGAAGCACCACUCCCGAACGGCAAACAGCCCCGGAGCCGAGGUGGUGCUCUACCACCUGUCCAGGGAGGGCGCCUGUAAGAAGAGCCACAUCCUGAAGCUCAACACCACCGGGAAGUUCGCCCUGAACAUCGUGGACAACCUGAUCGUCGUUCACCACCAGAGUUCACAGACGUCUCUGAUCUUCGACAUCAGGCUGAAGGAACCGGACUGCGCCGUUAACACCCACCAGCCGGUUCUGCCGGCCCGGUCCAUCCAUCCCUACAGGAUUCCUCUGUCAGGUCCGGCUGCCGUCCCGACUCAGCCGCCGGUUCCGUGUCAGCUCUACUCUUCCUCCUGGAGCGUCUUCCAGCCCGACAUCAUCAUCAGCGCCAGUGAAGGUUACCUGUGGUAUCUGCAGGUGAGGUUGCCCCCUACUGUCCACCUGCUGCAGGACAAGGGCAAGUUGAUGGACUUCCUGCUGCGGCGGCGGGACUGCAAGAUGGUGAUCCUGUCCGUGUGUUCUCAGAUUCUGGACGGGCAGGAGAAGGGCAGCCUGCCCGUGGUGGCGACCGUCUUCGACAAGCUCAACCAGGUGUACAAGGAGUACCUGGAGGCGGAGCAGAGCUACACGGCGGCCAUGGAGUCCGGUCCGAGUCGAGGAGGCGGAGCCCAGAAGCGGCCGGUCCGGACGCAGGCCGUCAUCGACCAAUCAGACAUGUACACACAUGUCCUGUCAGCGUUCACAGAGAUGAAGGACGUGUCCCAUAAGUUCAUCAUCGCCGUGCUGAUGGAGUACAUCCGCUCCCUGAAUCAGAACCAGAUCACCGUCCAGCAUUACCUGUAUGAACUGGUGAUCAAGACUCUGGUCCAGAACAACCUGUUCUACAUGCUGCACCAGUUCCUGCAGUACCACGUCCUCAGUGACUCCAAACCUCUGGCCUGCCUGCUGCUGUCUCUGGAGAGCACCUACCCUCCAGCCCACCAGCUGUCUCUGGACAUGCUCAAGCGCCUGUCGACGGCCAACGAUGAGAUCGUGGAGGUUCUGUUGUCCAAGCAGCAGGUUCUGGGCGCGCUCAGGUUCAUCCGCAGCGUUGGCGGCCAUGACAACGUGUCGGCCAGGAAGUUCCUGGAUGCGGCGCGGCAGACGGGAGACCAGAUGUUGUUCUACACCGUGUUCCGGUCGUUCCAGCAGCGGAACCAGCGCCUCAGAGGAAACCCGUCUUUCAACCCAGGGGAACACUGCGAGGAGCACGUGGCGCACUUCAAGCAGCUGUUUGGGGAGCAGGCGCUGAUGAAGCCGUCCACAGUGUGACCGCCCCACCCCACAUGAUGACCUCUGACCCCGGUAGGACCAAACGGACCCAGCAGAACCACCAGGAAGGUUCCAGCAUCCUCCUCUCCCUCACGGUCUAAAUCUCUCUCUGAUUAACUCCAUCUGGAAACAUUUACGCUGCUAAUCCGUCAUUUAUUUCAUUAUAAUUAUAAAGUAAUUAUAACUCCAUAAACUGCAGAUGAUUUUGUUGGAAGAUAAAGUGUGAAAUGUAACUUUAUUCCUAAAAUACGGCGACUUUCAGAGCAGAAGAUGCUUUAACGUUUGUGUAGCUAUAAACACAUGAACACUGACACAGGGGUCACCUGUUGUGGGCGGAGCCUGAGCCGCACCUGUAUGCCAGGACGUAAAUCCUUCUCAUUAUCAGGGAACAUAAACUGGAACAUUUCUUAAGACCAAUUGUUGGAGUCGGCAAAGUUACAGUGAAAUGUAACGUAAAAUAUGGUUUAAAAGGUUUUUACAACACAUUCAAGCUGCAGGACUAAAAUGAUUAUUAAAGCUCAUCAAACAUGUUUUAUUCUCAGUAAACAUCCUGCAGAGAAAUAAAACUAAAACUAAAAUGUUGCUUAGAUAGUUUUGUUCAGUCUGACUGAUCUAAUCUCUGCUACACCUUUACAAACAUUUAAGGCUCUAAAUAAAAAAGCUUUAAUGAUUAACUGCUCUUAAUAAAAUUAAUCAUAAACAUUGAUUUAUUGAAAUGGUUCCCAAUACAAGUUAUGGCCUAUUUAAAUUAUAACUGGUAUUUACUUACUGGAGGGUUUUUUUAUUUGUGAUGCAGAGCCACAGCUAGCAGCUAACAGCUAACAACUAGCAGCUAACAGCUAGCAGCUAGCUCCUCCCUCCAGCAGCUCUGACCUGUUGCUCCUCCCAGACUUUGGACCGAACCAUUGUUCUAAUAAUGGGAGGAGGAGCCUAAAAAUAUUUUUUUUUCUGAGAUAUAUGGCAGAUUUAUUUUGUUUUUUAUUUCUUUUGCCUUUUCAUAUUUAUAUUAUUUAAAUGCAAAUGUUUCUUCAAUGAUGUUUUUUCUGGGGGGGACCAUUCUCGACUUUUUCAAGAUUGGGGGGGUCCAGACCUCCUGGGAUUUCCACCUAUGCAGGAAUGAGGCUGCAUAACUCUGAUGUAAAUCUGUGUUCAUUAUGUAAAAUAAAGGAUUUUAGUAAAUCUGGA
This is a messenger RNA of Gambusia affinis (western mosquitofish), 3268 nucleotides long. It is a transcript of the gene rmc1, whose product is annotated as regulator of MON1-CCZ1. Gene Ontology annotation, cellular component: Mon1-Ccz1 complex; lysosomal membrane; late endosome membrane. Gene Ontology annotation, biological process: regulation of autophagy. The transcript has 21 exons. The coding region runs from base 116 to 2083 and encodes 655 amino acids. Lineage: Eukaryota; Metazoa; Chordata; Actinopteri; Cyprinodontiformes; Poeciliidae. The record is from RefSeq and is a predicted model, not a curated record.